This is a messenger RNA of Coccinella septempunctata (seven-spotted ladybird), 835 nucleotides long. RefSeq lists its product as uncharacterized. NCBI's taxonomy places the organism in Eukaryota, Metazoa, Arthropoda, Insecta, Coleoptera, Coccinellidae. Bases 466 to 789 code for a protein of 107 amino acids. The record is from RefSeq and is a predicted model, not a curated record. The transcript is spliced from 2 exons.
AAAAUUAUGAUAGUCAGUCAGCGUCCGAUCGGGACAGAGCUGGUCAGUCAGCUUUAAUGUGCGUAGACUGGACUGGACGUGUGACUGGAAAGCAUCAAAGGAUGAUUAAUGUCAGUAGAAUGCAUCAAGAAUUGGGAAAUUCAGUUUGCAAUGCUCUUCCUGGACUGCAUGCUUUGACUGGAUGUGAUUUUAACCCAGCUUUUUACAGGAAAGGUAAAAAAAACCUCUGCAGAUAAUUAAGCAAAGCGAAGAUUUUCAAAAAACAUUCGCUGACCUUGAACUUGUAGAUGCAAGCAACUAAAAUAACAUGUUCAAUAAGGUUCAAGAAUUUGCCAUUUAUACGGCUUGAAAAAAAUUAAAUCAAUUGACGAGGCAAGAUUCGUUUUAUUUUCACAGACGUAUAAAUGUUUAAGCACCACAAAUCAUCCUUUUAAAAUUAAAAUAAAGAAUAUAGAUGGGUCGAGUAUGCCACCAUGCCAAUCGGAAUUGAUGCAGCAGUUCUUAAGAGUGAGCUUCAUUUCAAAUAUUUGGCGUAAUGCUCACCGUCAAAUUCCAACGGAGCUAUCUCCUACAGACUACGGGUGGAAAUUGGUGGAUGAGAAAUAUGACUUUGAUUGGUUCAAAGGUGACCAAUUACCAGAACUUGUACAAGAUGUCAUUAUUCCACCUCUACAAGAAAAUACAGAUUCUGCAACACCCGAGCUCGACUUGUCAGAUCACGAUAGUGAAAAUGAUGAUAUGGAUUCAGAUGAAGAUUCAGAUUAUGAAUCAUGUGAUGAUUCUUUAUAGCUUGUUAUCGUUAAUGAAUUAAAUAAAUAUUAGAAAUGUUUGAAAA